Messenger RNA from Lasiodiplodia theobromae, 795 nucleotides. Its product is annotated as Dihydrofolate reductase. Gene Ontology annotation, biological process: dihydrofolate metabolic process; glycine biosynthetic process; folic acid metabolic process. Gene Ontology annotation, cellular component: mitochondrion. Lineage: Eukaryota; Fungi; Ascomycota; Dothideomycetes; Botryosphaeriales; Botryosphaeriaceae. Bases 1 to 795 code for a protein of 264 amino acids. The transcript has a single exon. Gene Ontology annotation, molecular function: dihydrofolate reductase activity; NADP binding. The record is from RefSeq and is a predicted model, not a curated record.
AUGACCAGCGAAGCAACAACCAUGGCGGCGCACAGCAGCAGCAAGAUCCCGCUCACCCUCAUCGUCGCCGCCACGCCCUCGCUCGGCAUCGGCAAGAACGGCACCCUGCCCUGGCCGCAGCUCAAGAAGGAAAUGGGCUACUUUGCGCGCGUCACGAAGCGCGUGGUCUCGGGCACUGCCGCCACUUCCGCCAGCCCGCUCGCUGCUACUACUACUCGGAACGCCGUCAUCAUGGGCCGCAAGACCUGGGAGUCGAUCCCGCCCCGCUUCCGCCCGCUGAAGGACCGCGUCAACGUCGUCGUGUCGCGGACCCCGGCGAAGAUUCCGGGCAUACCUCCUCCUGCUCCGACCGCUUCUUCCACGACAGCAGCAGCAGGAGAAGAACAAGCAGACGACGACGACCCGGCCACCACACCCAUCGCCGCGUCCUCGCUGCCGGAGGCGCUGGAGAAGCUGGGCUUGCUGCAGAAGAGGGGCGUGCUGGGGAGGGUGUUCGUCAUCGGCGGCGCGCAGCUGUACGAGGCGGCGCUGCGGCUGGAAGAGGCGCGGUAUGUGUUGCUGACGCGCGUGUGGCGGGAGUACGACUGCGAUACCGUGUUCCCGGUUGACGUGGUGGGGCCGGAGGGGAAGGGUGGGAGCGGGUGGGUGAGGAGGGCGAAUGGCGGCGAGGGCGGGUUGAGUGAGUUUGUGGGCGAGGAUGUGCCUGAGGGAAGGGUGAAGGAGGUGGUGAAGGGGAAGGAGGGGGAGGCGGAUGACGAGGUGGAGUUUGAGUUCUGUUUGUUUGAGAAGGCUUAG